Vicia villosa (hairy vetch) is the source of this 739-nucleotide messenger RNA. RefSeq lists its product as uncharacterized. The transcript has 4 exons. NCBI's taxonomy places the organism in Eukaryota, Viridiplantae, Streptophyta, Magnoliopsida, Fabales, Fabaceae. The record is from RefSeq and is a predicted model, not a curated record. Bases 99 to 503 code for a protein of 134 amino acids.
AACUUUGUUUUGAUAUAAUAAUUAAUCGAUAGAAAUAAAUUAUAAUAAUAGUAUAUUGCAUUUGAAUUGAAAAGAACAAAACCCUGAUAAGAGAAAAAAUGGAAAAGGAAGAAGAAGAUCGUAGAAGAGAAGCAGCAAUUUCAUCAUCACCUUGUUUACAACCCAAUUUCAAUCCUAAAGGCGUUACUAAAGAUCAACUCUCCAAGUUUCGUGAACUGCAUAGGAAGCGCUUACAAUUAAAGUCUAAAUCAAAGUUUAAGACAAAACCCAAAGAUGAGUCAAAGAGGAAGGCACAAGGAAAUGAUCCAUAUAGAAAUAAGAGUGGAGCUCAAGGAUUCAAAGUUGAUAACAAAGAACAAAUCAUCUUGAAUAAUCUCGAAAGCUUUGAUUCGAGAAAUGAAGACUCGAAGAGUAGUGCAUCUGUUCCUUCUACAUCAAAGAAGCAAAAAUUGCAUUGGGGGCUUGAUACCAAGGAGAGGUGGGAGAGGAAAUCCAACAUGUAGAUAUCACCAUGAAUCUGAAAUGAGAAACCCAUCAAGUUUUGUCAAAAUAUUUUGUAAAGUAGUGUUAUUGAGGAUAGUCAUGGAAGUGCUCAAAAAUGUUGUGGCACUUGCACAUGCUCUAUAUGAUAAUUGAGCAUUAGCUAUCAACUUGUUGGGGCUUAAGUUGAGAUGUAUAAUCAUGAUUCUCAAUAACUUUGCUGUGUUUAUUAUACUAGCAAAUAUAACGAGUUAAAUAA